Chenopodium quinoa (quinoa) is the source of this 555-nucleotide messenger RNA. RefSeq lists its product as uncharacterized. The record is from RefSeq and is a predicted model, not a curated record. Bases 1 to 555 code for a protein of 184 amino acids. NCBI's taxonomy places the organism in Eukaryota, Viridiplantae, Streptophyta, Magnoliopsida, Caryophyllales, Amaranthaceae. The transcript has a single exon. Gene Ontology annotation, molecular function: nucleic acid binding.
AUGGUUAACCCAAGUAAAAAGGAUUGGAGCCUUCGUUUAGGUGAUGCCUUAUUGGCAUAUAGAACUGCAUAUAAAACUCCUUUAGGAAUGUCUCCAUUUAGACUUGUUUUUGGAAAUGCGUGUCACUUACCUGUGGAAAUCGAGCAUAAGUCUUAUUGGGCAAUGAAGCAAUGUAAUUUAGACUAUGAUCUUUCUGGAAAAGAAAGGAAAUUACAGUUACUUGAGUUGGAAGAAUUGAGGUUAGAGCCAUAUGAAAAUGCCAAAAUCUAUAAAGACAAGACCAAAGCCUUCCAUGAUAAAAACAUAGCUAGGAAAUCGUUUCAGGUUGGACAGAAAGUUCUUUUAUUUAACACUUGCUUGAAAUUAUUUCCAGGAAAAUUACAAACUAGAUGGCUUGGCCCCUUUGUUGUUACUAAUGUUUUUCCUCAUGGUGCAGUUGAAAUCAAAGAUUACAAUACUAACAAAACUUUCAAGGUUAAUGGUCACAGGUUAAAACCAUUUUAUGAUCAAGCUUAUGUGACUAUGAUUGAAGAAAUUUUAUUUGAACAAUCAUGA